CGUGCAUCUGCAGAUUUUGAAUCUCCUAAGAAUAACGAAUAUUGAUGGAGCUUGGAUCUGGGGAUUUUGGGUGCGCACAUUACAGGAGGAGAUGUAAAAUCAGAGCCCCUUGCUGCGAUGAGAUUUUCGAUUGCAGGCAUUGCCAUAAUGAAGCUAAGAACUCGAUGGAAGUUGAUAAACUCAAUAGGCAUGAAGUUCCUCGCCAUGAAUUGAGAAAGGUCAUCUGUUCACUGUGUGGCACAGAACAAGAUAUUCAACAAAAUUGUACCAACUGUGGGGUUUGCAUGGGCAAAUACUUCUGUGCAAAAUGCAAAUUCUUUGAUGACGAUGUUUCAAAGAACCAAUAUCAUUGUGAUGAAUGUGGAAUUUGCAGAACUGGAGGGCAGGAGAACUUCUUCCACUGUAAUAAAUGCAGAUGCUGUUAUUCAAGGUUAUUGAAGGAUUCACACCGUUGUGUGGAAGGAGCAAUGCACCAUAACUGCCCAGUCUGCUUUGAGUAUAUAUUCGAUUCAACAAAAGAGAUUACUGCAUUAAAAUGUGGACAUACAAUACAUUUGGGUUGUGUGAAUGAGAUGAUGCAACACCUCCAGUUCGCAUGCCCUGUUUGCUCAAAAUCAGUUUGUGACAUGUCAAGAGUGUGGGAGAAGCUUGAUAAGGAGAUUGCCUCUACGCCCAUGCCUGAAAUUUAUCAAAACAAGAUGGUGUGGAUCCUGUGCAAUGAUUGUGGAACAUCAUCCCAGGUCUGUUUUCAUAUUGUGGCACACAAGUGCUUAAGCUGCAGGUCAUACAAUACUAGGCAGACCCAAGGAGCUCCUGCUUCAUGCUCAUCAGGGGUUUCAGAAUUGGCGAGAUGAUGAUUCGUUGAUCCAAGAUUUCGCUGUGCUGCUCCUGUUUUGAAGAACAUUUACUUCUUGAAUGGAUGGGAUGCCAUUGACCGGUGAAAUUUGAUUUAUAGAAAGAGAACAUGAGAAGUUUUUAUUUGUUCAUCAAUUGCCAGUUAUUCCUUUGGUAUGCCUGGAGCUGGUUUUCAAGAAAUGGCUACUCCCCAUCACUACCGAGCCACCCUGCCCGUUGGUAAACAA
Molecule: messenger RNA, 1082 nt
Organism: Telopea speciosissima
Lineage: Eukaryota; Viridiplantae; Streptophyta; Magnoliopsida; Proteales; Proteaceae
Product: E3 ubiquitin-protein ligase RZFP34-like
Exons: 12
Coding region: 45-854 (269 amino acids)
Biological process (GO): ubiquitin-dependent protein catabolic process; protein ubiquitination
Cellular component (GO): nucleus
Molecular function (GO): ubiquitin protein ligase activity; zinc ion binding
Source: RefSeq, a predicted model, not a curated record